Messenger RNA from Paralichthys olivaceus (Japanese flounder), 925 nucleotides. It is a transcript of the gene sft2d2a, whose product is annotated as SFT2 domain containing 2a. Lineage: Eukaryota; Metazoa; Chordata; Actinopteri; Pleuronectiformes; Paralichthyidae. Gene Ontology annotation, biological process: vesicle-mediated transport. The record is from RefSeq and is a predicted model, not a curated record. Gene Ontology annotation, cellular component: membrane.
CGCCUCCAGACGAAAUUUGACGCUGCUGCUCUUCAUCACAGUUCAGAGGGAAACUGCGUAUUUUCUCCGUCCCCGCAGGAAAUCAAGUUGUUUCUCGGCUCAGCGGAUUUAAAGGAUCUUCGGGGAUGGACAAACUGAAGUCUGUCCUCAGCGGUGAAGAGGCGCGUAGAGAUGAUCGAACCGUCUUAGAGACUGUGAACGAAGCCUCCACUUUGGGCUGGACCACACGGAUCAAGGGAUUCGUCGCCUGUUUUGUGGUGGGGGGCGCGUGCACGUUGCUGGGAGUGUGUUUGCUCUUCCUCCCCAGGAUUGGACUCACACUCUUCAUCGUCUUUUACACUUUUGGAAACAUAUGUGCUUUGGGCAGCACCAUGUUUCUGAUGGGGCCACUGAAGCAGCUGAAGAGGAUGUGUGACAAAACAAGAGCACUGGCCACUGCUAUUAUGAUUACCUGCCUGGUGUUGACUCUCUGUGCAGCUUUCUGGUGGAAGAACUUUGGACUUGCUUUGUUAUUUUGCAUCUUACAAGUCUUGUCAUUUGCCUGGUACAGUCUGUCAUACAUCCCAUGUGUGAGGGAGGCCAUAAUGAGGAUGUUGGCGGUCUGCAUGAGAUGAGCCGCGUCUUCAUGCUGAAGCCUGAGGCUGGAUGAAGUGAAAUGGGCGUGUCCUUAUUGAUGUUAUUAUUAUAUAUUAUUAUUCUGCUUCAGAGUCUGUGACUCUUACCGCUGCUCAGCCCUCCUCUGUUAAUACAUCACAUGUUUUUAUCUCCAAGUAUGUCUCUUUUUCCUCUUUUAAUUUAAUUGAUUCAUUUUUGCUAUGAAUUACUAUGUUAUUGAUGACUCCAGUUGAGACCAAGUUUUACAUGUGGGCAUAUUUUGUAAUAUAUGUAAAUAUUUGUAAUAAAUGAUUGUUAAUGGUUUUGUAAA